GAGGACGCGCCCGGAAAUGUCGGCUUUUAUGACCAGUUAUUGGCACUUAAAUGGAGUGUUGGCAACAUAUCCUCGACCCACACUUUGUAUGCGACCCCUUAGGUCUAAACACGCUACAGGUUAGAGAUAAUAUACAUUUAUUUGGUGGGGAUAGGGAUCAUAUUACUAUAUUUGGUCAGAGCGCUGGCAGUUGGUCGGUGUCCGCGCAUAUAGUCUCUCCAUUAUCUAAAGGCCUAUUUAAGAGGGCUAUUAUGGAGAGCGGGGCUCAUCUGUAUAACAAGGACAGGGAUGUGAUCAGUAAAUCGGAGGCCUUAGCGAGUGCCCAGAAAUUGGCGGAACAACUGAAAUGCAAUACAUCUGAACAAUGGAUACAAUGCUUGCGAGGAGUGGACGCAAAGGAGUUCCUAAAAGCUGAGUCUUUGGACGAAUAUCCGGUCGAAGGCACCGAAUUUUUGCCCAUUUCUGUACAAAAGGCAUUUGAGACCAAAAAGUUUAAUUCC
This is a messenger RNA of Oppiella nova, 500 nucleotides long. NCBI's taxonomy places the organism in Eukaryota, Metazoa, Arthropoda, Arachnida, Sarcoptiformes, Oppiidae. The record is from the annotation of a GenBank genome assembly.